Tripterygium wilfordii is the source of this 2827-nucleotide messenger RNA. Its product is annotated as receptor-like protein CLAVATA2. The transcript is spliced from 2 exons. The record is from RefSeq and is a predicted model, not a curated record. NCBI's taxonomy places the organism in Eukaryota, Viridiplantae, Streptophyta, Magnoliopsida, Celastrales, Celastraceae. Bases 567 to 2702 code for a protein of 711 amino acids. Gene Ontology annotation, molecular function: protein binding.
GCCAGCUUUAUUUGGUUAUUGGAAGAGAUUUAGAAACAAAAUUGAAAAGCAAGAGAAGGAAUGAUGUCUGUUUGUGUUCUCUUUACUCCUCUUUGCAGAGAAUACACUAGCAGUCUGUCUCCCUUCAACUGUAUUCUCCAUUGUUGGUAAGUUCUUAGAGAAAGUGGGUUUAAGCUUAAUUUACGUCUACCGCCACUGACCAUUUCUUCAACUAUUAUCCUUGUAUUGGAAUAGAUACUGUUUGAUGGAUUGUGCUGUUUUGUUGCACAGUUACCUCACAUUAUUCUUGCUGAGUUUUGGGCUGUUUUAUUCUUUUUCUGGGUCUGUAUUUACACAUACGGCCAUUGCUUUUUGAUGGGUUUGUAUGCUUAGUUUUUCCAGCUAAAGUUUUCUGUCAUUUUGGGAUGACCUUCUUCUGUGAAAGUCUUGCUCUGGAAGAUGGGUUUCUGAUUUUUAGCCCUCUAACAGCACAAAAUUACAUAUCUUGCCAGUCUACUGCCAGUGAACAGCUAUUGAAGGCUUGAAUUCUUUCUUCAUUUUGGGUUCUAGAGAUUCCCCUCGCAGUAAUGGCGCUGAAAAGUGUUAUGAUUGUUCACGCUCAUAGAACUGUCAAAUUACAUCUGUUGUCAUUCUUGUUCCUGCUAUUUCUGUGCUCAUGCCCUUCUCAGUGUGUUGACAUAGACCCGGAAGAUAAGGCGUCGCUUUUGCUGUUCGAUUCUUGGGUUGAAGACCCAAAACAGAACUUGUCAACCUGGGUUGCUUCCAACUGCACCAACUGGACCGGAAUCGCAUGUGAAAGUCAGACGGGUCGGGUUGUAUCGAUCAACCUGUCCUUCAUGAAUUUGUCAGGCCAAAUCCCGUCUUGUUUUGGUUGGUUGCAAAAUCUCAAUACCCUUGAUCUCGGUCACAACAGGUUUGGUGGUGCUUUACCUGCCACAUUCAUGAGGCUUACGCAAUUGAGAGAACUAGUUUUGAAUAGUAAUCAAGAUUUGGGAGGUCUUUUUCCUUGGUGGGUUGGUAAUUUCUCAACCAAUUUGGAGAAACUUGACUUGGGUUUCAAUUCUUUCAGUGGGGAAGUUCCUGAGAGCUUGUUGCACUUGAAUUCUCUUAAGUAUUUGGAUCUUGGGAACAAUUACUUAUCCGGUGAUCUUCCCGACUUUUAUCAGCCUCUAGUUUAUCUUAAUCUCGGGUCUAAUUCGUUUUCGGGUACUUUGCCUUGUUUUUCUGCUUCCAUUCACUCUAUCAAUGUUCUAAAUUUGGCUAAUAAUUCCAUUGUCGGUGGCAUUCCUACAUGUAUUGACUCACUGCAAGAACUCACACAUCUGAAUUUAUCAUUCAAUCACCUGAAUUAUGGGAUAUCUCCAAGACUUGUGUUCUCAGAGAAGCUUCUUGUGUUGGACUUGAGUUCCAAUGAUUUAUCAGGACCACUUCCAAGUAAAAUUGCGAAGAUGACAGAGACAUCAGGGCUUGUGUUCCUCGACCUCUCACGCAAUCAGUUUUCUGGUAAUAUCCCAUUGAUGAUUACGGAACUGAAAAGCUUGCAAGCACUGUUUCUUUCUCACAAUCUUGUUUCUGGGGAAAUUCCUGCAAGGAUUGGAAAUUUGACUUACCUCCAAGUGAUAGACCUUUCGUACAACUCGUUAUCUGGCUCAAUCCCGUUGAACAUUGUUGGGUGUUUUCAGCUACUUGCAUUGAUACUCAAUAAUAAUAAUCUCUCUGGUGAGAUUCAACCUGAGCUUGAUGCGUUGGAUAGCCUGAGGAUACUGGAUAUAAGCAACAACAGGAUUUCUGGGGAGAUUCCUCUAACUUUGGCAGGCUGUAAAUCUCUUGAGGUUGUAGAUUUCAGUUCCAACAAUCUCUCUGGAUCUUUAAAUGAUGCAAUAACCAAAUGGUCAAACCUUAGGUACCUCUCUCUGGCUCGGAACAAGUUCUAUGGAGAUCUACCAAGUUGGCUGUUCACAUUUCAGGCAAUACAAAUGAUGGAUCUUUCAUGCAACAGAUUCUCUGGCUUCAUACCAGAUGGUAACUUUAAUGCCAGCUUGAAUUUUAAUGAGGAAGACAUUGGCAGAAGAAUUUCUCGGGAGCCAACUGUUGCAUUGCAUGAUAUGGAGAUCAGAAUUUCCAUGGUGGUUGUUCAUAGCAAUGAAGUGAGCUUCAAGUAUGUUGUGUCUUCAGCUGUUGGAAUUGACCUAUCUGAUAAUUUACUCCAUGGACAGAUUCCUGAAGGUUUAUUUGGUCUACAUGGUUUAGAGUUCCUAAACUUAUCAUUCAAUUUCUUUGAUGGCAAGGUUCCAGGCUUGCUGAAGAUGUGGAAUUUAAGAGCCUUGGAUUUGUCUCAUAAUUCUUUGUCAGGUCAAAUUCCGGCUAACAUCUCGAGUCUUCAGGCGCUGACGCUGUUAAAUUUGUCAUAUAACAGUUUCUCAGGAUUUGUUCCCAACAAACAGGGGUUACGUAGGUUUCCAGGAGCGUUUGCAGGAAACCCAGAUCUUUGCAUGGAGUCCUCUGGUGAAGGGUGUAAAAGGUCAGGCGUUCCGCUGGUGCCUGGGAAAACUUUUGGAGAAGAAAUGGUGGACGGACCAAUCUCCAUCUGGGUUUUCCUUUUAAGUGCCUUUGUCAGUUUCUAUCUUGGUCUUGGUGCUAUCUUUUGUUCAGCUCGAGCAAGGAAUUAUAUCCUUCAAACUAAAGUGUCUCGCUGCCAAUGAGAAUGGUUCUUAAUGUUUAUUACUGAUGUUAAACAAAACAGCUUUGAAUUUGAGAAUGUUGCAUGAAGAUGAUAAAAGUUUCGAUAUUUUUAGCUGCAGGGGAGUAGAUGUGCUGUGCUUUCGAA